AUGGUGGGAUGGUGCCAGUCAGGUGGGGACAUUACAGCACUCAUCCUGUCCACAGGGGUCCAGGCAGCUGCUGCUGUCCCCAUCCUUCUGCCCAACCUGAAGUGUGGUGGCUUUGACCAUUGCCUGCGCCAGGGGAUCUGCCGGCCCACCCGGCGCCUCUGCAGCCCCACAUCAGCUCCAACUCCCAAGUUGUCGAAGAAGCCGAAGAUGCAGGCCACAGGGGACAUGUUCCCCACCGACUGGAGCCCACCGCCGCAUAUCAAGUUCCUGACCCCGAGGGUACCACAAGCUGGCAGGGAAGCCCCAGCCCACAGGUGGGUGGGCGAGGUGGUGCCUCAGGGCCUGAGGAGACUAUCCUGCUCGGUGCCUGUGGAGUUAGAGCAGGAUCCCCAGGAUUCAGACCCCAAGGAGGACCUGGCAUCACUGGAGGAGCAGUUCUGGAACAUGGUGGGCCCAAGUCAGCAGGCUGCGGCUCCAGCGCUCACCCCUGAGGGCUCAGAAAGCUCUGUCAGCAGCGUGGAUUACUUACUGCAGGGGAAGAGGGAGCAGACCCUGGAGCAGGAGCGGGAGAAGCUGCUUGUGCGGGACCGUCCUGAUCUUGAUUCCUUGGAUCUGGAUGAGGAGGACGUGCCUUUCACACCGGAGCACAGGAAGCUGGUGGAGAGGUUCUCCAUGGCCCUGCAGGUCAUCCCAUCAGUACAUCCAGGAGAGACCGUAUUUCUACCCAGGCGUCACCCCCUGCCUUGCAUCCUGGACUGUUCACACCUGAAGCCCCGUAACCACCUGGAAGGGCUGUUCCUCAGCUCCCCACUGGCCCAGCAGCUCUCCUUCCUGCACAGUGGCUUCCUGAGCAACCUCUACCUGCAAGAGCCCGCGUGUCCUGUGCCCCUUCUGCGGUGGCUGUUCCAGUUGCUGACAUGGCCUCCAGAAACUUCUUUGGGAGCCUUUGGUCUCCUGUGGGAUCUCAGUGUGGAUAGACUCUUUCGUCAAUCUGAUGAGGACGUGUGGUGCCCCUCGCUGCAAGAGAUCACGGAGGCGCUCUUUCGCCUGGGUGCCCACAGCCCUGCUCUGUACCCGGGGGCACCCUCUCAGCACAGUAGCAGAGUGCUUCAAAGUGAGGCUUCCCUGAGCUGGCGUGAGCAGCGGGACGCCCCCCAGGAGACCGCCUUGGACAUCAACCUGAGCUAUAUCUAUAAGUUCCUGACACUAUGUGCCCAAGCACAGCCAGAGGCCACCACUGAUGGAAACCUCUUGGACCUGAUAGAGCUGCUGUGCAGAGCUGGCCUGGACAUGAGGCUACGCCUGCUGCCCAACACCGACCUCCAGCAGCUCCUGCUGCUGCUCCUCGAGAACAUCCAGGAAUGGCCAGGGAAGCUCCAGCAGCUGUGCUGUGCCCUGAGCUUGGUGUCAGAUCACCACCACAAUCUGCUGGCCGUUGUGCAGUUCUUCCCGGACGUGACCUCCCGGAGCAGGCAGCUACGAAGCCAGCUCAGCCUCGUGGUCAUUGCCCGGCUGCUGGACCAGCCUGAGACACUCACCCUCUGGCAGGAGAAGGCCCACCUGGUAGUGCUCAGCCAGCUCCUGAGCCUCAUGAGGCCAUCAUCCCUCCAGCAGUACCUGGACUCUGAGACCUUGCCACCCUGCCAGGAGCAACAGCCAAAGGCCAGUGCUGAGCUAGAUUACAAGGUGUGCUACCUGUGUCACAGCCUCUUGACACUUGCUGGGGUGGUGGUCAGCUGCCAAGACAUUACUCCAGACCAGUGGGGGGAGCUGCAGCUGCUAUGCAUGCAGUUGGACCGUCACAUCAGCACCCACAUCCGGGAGAGCCCCCAGGCCAUGCACCGGACCAAACUCAAGGACCUGGCUACCCAGACCUACAUCCGCUGGCAGGAGCUGCUGUCCCAUUGCCGGCCCCAGGCCCAGCACUUCAGCCCCUGGGAAGACAUCUAA
Messenger RNA from Miniopterus natalensis, 1950 nucleotides. The record is from RefSeq and is a predicted model, not a curated record. NCBI's taxonomy places the organism in Eukaryota, Metazoa, Chordata, Mammalia, Chiroptera, Miniopteridae.